AUGGGCCACCAGCUACUACUCACGUCGUGCAUCCCACACAACAAUUUCACGCAGACGGUCGCCACGCUCCAGGCGUUGACGGGGUCGCGGAAGCCGCAGACCAUCAACACCUACACUCUCUUGACCCGACCACGAAACGUGUUCAAGCCCAAGUUCGAGCCCGGCAAAGUCAACCAAAUCGAGCAGUUCUACAUGAAGUGCACCACGGUGUGGGACGACGACGCGGCGCAACGCCUCGACAUCGCUGCGCCCAUACUGAAGGAUUCGUCGGACAUCAACGUGGAUAGACUAUUUGCAGGGAAAGAAGUCAAGCACUGGACGUUGCAGAUCUCCGACAUUCCGAACGCGGGCAAGAACCAGGUGUCUGCGCAGAACUUCUACGAAAGCACGGUGGUGCAUCACCACACCAUUGUGAAGGAGGGCCCACCACCAGGGGCCGCCGCCAAGGAUAACACACCCAGCUCCACGCAGAGGGAAAACGCGCUUGGAACAAACCCACACACCGAGAGUGCGCCAAAACACAUCGGGCCUGGCUCUGCAAUCGACGACGCAAUCGAAGUCGUGCCGGCGGAUUCUCCAGAACUCCCCGCGUCAAAUGAGCAGACAUCUGACAAGCCAGCCGAGGACGUAGAGAUGACAGAAGCACCCGGCAACCCGGCAGAGACCAAGGACUCGUUCCUCCAGUUCCUCGAGGAUUUGGGGUACGGCGUGGUCAACCAGUACUGGACGAAGGGCAUCCGGUUCUUCCAGGGCGACAUUGUCAUUGAGAUAUUCAAGGUACUCAUCCGCGACGACGACGCGCCGUUCCAGGAAUCCAAAAUCAAGCUCCAGCCUUUGGACGAGUCCAAUGCCUUCCAGAUCAAGGCGUACAUCUCCUUCCCAAAAGGGACCAGUGUUGACAUCAUCAACAAGCGCACCAAGGACUUGACUAGCCUCCAGGCCACGUUGCACAAUUUGUUCGAUCUCAAGGUGCCCGACAGAAUGUGCAUGGACUCGCGUGUGGCGAGAUCUCAGUAG
Molecule: messenger RNA, 1017 nt
Organism: Metschnikowia bicuspidata var. bicuspidata NRRL YB-4993
Lineage: Eukaryota; Fungi; Ascomycota; Pichiomycetes; Serinales; Metschnikowiaceae
Gene: MED18
Product: Med18p
Exons: 1
Coding region: 1-1017 (338 amino acids)
Biological process (GO): termination of RNA polymerase II transcription; regulation of transcription by RNA polymerase II
Cellular component (GO): mediator complex; core mediator complex
Molecular function (GO): transcription coregulator activity
Source: RefSeq, a predicted model, not a curated record